Hyposmocoma kahamanoa is the source of this 2006-nucleotide messenger RNA. RefSeq names its product nuclear RNA export factor 1-like. Lineage: Eukaryota; Metazoa; Arthropoda; Insecta; Lepidoptera; Cosmopterigidae. The record is from RefSeq and is a predicted model, not a curated record. Gene Ontology annotation, biological process: poly(A)+ mRNA export from nucleus. The coding region runs from base 1 to 1671 and encodes 556 amino acids. Gene Ontology annotation, cellular component: nucleus. Gene Ontology annotation, molecular function: RNA binding; protein binding. The transcript has 10 exons.
AUGUGCGCGAAAAGGUAUCAGCUGGAAAGCUAUAGAAAACAUUUAUUAAACAGAGUAACAUCUUCAUCGCACAUUAUCGAAUACAUUGAAAAUUGUGUGGCUAGUGACGACGAAGCAGCCAACCAUAGUUUUCAUAAAAUUAUUAUACAUAACUGGACUGGAAGCAAUAUCGAAUUAUUCGGCACUAUAGUGGAAUACUUUUGUGUUUCGUUCAUCCCUGUGAACUUUACUUCGCAGGGAGGAAUAGCAACAUUUUAUACGAGCUCUCUUACGUUGAUUUUGAAAAUAGCAAAAUUGGAUUUUAUGUUCCCACAUCAGCGGAACAUGUUUACUGUUGAUAUUUUGUUCAAUGAUAAAACUUCAGCAGAUUUAUUUGAAAACAGAAUUUCAAUUGCUGAUUUAGUGAGUAGUAUCGUCAGCAGCAGACUAAACGAAAGGCUUGAACUGGAUCUGUCGAAUUUUUGUAACGACUCAGAAUUCCGGCAAAAAAAGAUAGACUUUUACAAAAUCACUCUUUUAGCUAACUUCAAAAUAUUGAUGCUGAGAAUUGGGAGAGAUACUAGGGCACUCAAUUUGAGUAAUAACAAUUUAAGCCAAAUACCUGCAGAAAUACUGAAUUUCUUUAUAAAGGGCGAUUUAACAUCAGUUAAUUUAAGUAAUAACAAUAUACCAUCACUGCAAGAACUACACAGGGUUAGUAGCAAAAUAGAAAAGUUAUGGGUGGAAGGCAACCCCUUAUGUGAGAACUUAGACCCUGUUACAUAUGUCAAACAAAUCACUAUGAAAUUUCCCAGAUUAAUACAAUUGGAUGGAGUACGCUUCAAUGAGCAUGGUGUGGUGAUACCGUUCUAUAGGAAUUAUUUAGACUCACAAGACAAAGGGACGAAAAUGUUGGUUGAGAAGUUUCUAUCUCUAUAUUUCGCUCAUUACGACGCAAGUCCCCGCUUAUCGAUCGAGGAUUUUUAUGAUCCAAAUGCUAAACUUACCAUUAGCACUAACUUCACAGCGACAGAAGAAAAAACAAUGCAGCAUAGCGCAAAACAUUCCAGAAACGUGCUGGACCCUAAGAAGAGGUUAUUUGUCGUGUCCAACCACAAAAUGUACACGAGCAAAAAAGCUAUAUGUGGAGUACUUUCACAGUUCCCGGAAACCGUGCAUGAUCCUACCAGUUUCACUGUAGACGUUUUGAAAAAUGAUAAAAAAAGCUUAGUACUAAUAGUCGAUGGAGUUUAUAAGGAACCGAGCCGAGAUAGCAUUGUCCCCGAAAGAUACUUUAGAUUUAGAAGAACAUGGAUAUUUCGCGCAAAUGCGAAAAGUAACACUACGACAGAAUAUUUUAUUACUAAUGAAAUGCUCAAUAUUGGUUUUGCUCCUAACGAUGUGGUCGAGAAAUACUUCAAGAAUGGAAAAGUGACGAACCCGUUAGCACUUAAUAAUCCGGACCCAGAGGAUUCCAACGCUCUUUGCAAUAUAUUAUGUCACUUCACUCGGCUCAAGAAAACUGAAGCAGAACUCCUUCUAGAAAGCAAUGAUUGGGAUAUAAAGAAAACUGUGAAAGCAUUCCUUAAAGACUUGAGGAGGGGCAACGUGACCAUGGACAAAUUUGUAGUCUACGACGAAGAGGAUGACUUUACAGACAGUUCGUCACUGGUUGAAGACGACGGUCUCUAAAUGAUGAAUUUGAUUAUGAGUUAUAUAGUAUGACCCUUCUCAUCCACUGGCGGAAUUUUGUAACAACACGAAUAUUGAGUAGACAAGUACGAAAACAAGCAUAUAGGACUUCAAAUCCAUAUCUUAAAACCACGUUUAAUAUUUAGGUAUAUUUUAAAAUCAUAAACACAUGACAGGAAAUUUAAUCGACUAUACUAACAUAAUAAACAUUUUAUGUCGUUUUGUGUGUAAGGCCGAUAUACUAAAACAUUAUUUAUGAUAUCUACUUUGUGAUUAGAUAUUAGAUAGCAAUACAUCGUUGUAAGCAUAUUAUGUAUGUCAUUCCAAACUUAUAU